Sphaeramia orbicularis (orbiculate cardinalfish) is the source of this 3256-nucleotide messenger RNA. It is a transcript of the gene ganc, whose product is annotated as glucosidase, alpha; neutral C. Gene Ontology annotation, biological process: carbohydrate metabolic process; N-glycan processing; protein ubiquitination. Gene Ontology annotation, molecular function: protein binding; ubiquitin-protein transferase activity; carbohydrate binding. Lineage: Eukaryota; Metazoa; Chordata; Actinopteri; Kurtiformes; Apogonidae. The record is from RefSeq and is a predicted model, not a curated record. The transcript has 25 exons. Bases 134 to 2821 code for a protein of 895 amino acids.
GUUCUUGCUAACGCUGUCUCCUGUCAGUUUGGUGGACUAGAAACAGACAGUAAGGACCCAAAUAUCUGCUGGUUGUUGUUCUUUACCUCCACUGACACGGAGCGGCUGAUGUCUGCUGGUGUUUCUGUGUGAAAUGGCGGAAACGAGCCAAACGGACGUUAGCUUCGUCCCUGAUGAUGAAUGGAAAUUGCAUUUCAAGAAAAGCGACCAAGUUGCAUUUUACAGGCGACAGAUGCAGGGUCCAAAGCACCAGUACCGAGCCCUAUUGGACUCCCUGGUGCUCACUGAAAAAGGGGCUCGAUUAGAGUUGUUGGAUCCUAAAACACAGACCAAACUUCUUCUGUCUGUGUCCGCCUGCAAAAAUGACACUGUGAGGAUAUUCAUCGAUGAGCUGCAGCCCAUUAAACCGCGCUACAGAGUUCCAGAUGUGAUUAGAAGUGAGCUGCAAUGUGAACAGUUGAGAGUGGACAGACAGACCAAAGACCACGUUGUCCUCUCCUGGUCUACGGGACUUCACCGGGUCCGGGUCUGGUCCUUCCCGUUUCGUCUGGAGGUUCUGUGUGCAGAUGAAGUCAUGGUGACGUUCAACUCUGAGAGCAGGCUGUGGUUGGAGACUCUGCAGGAGCCACUCAGGGGAACAUCUGAUGGUGUUGAGGACGACACCAGUUCGUUAUGGAAGGAGACGUUCAGAGAAUUUGUGGAUUUCAAAGCUAAUGGUCCCAGCAGCGUCGGGGUCGACCUUCGUCUUCACGGGUUCGAUCACGUGUAUGGUUUACCAGAACACGCUGACCGCCUUCAGCUCAGAGACACCAGAGAUGGCGAACCGUAUCGUCUGUAUAAUCUGGACGUGUUUGCCUAUAAACUGAGCAGCCGUCUGGGUCUGUACGGGUCUGUUCCUCUUCUGGUUUCCCACCGUCCGGACCGGACUCUGGGGCUGUUUUGGCUCAACGCAUCAGAGACUUUUGUAAACGUCCAUUACUCGUCUGCCGAACAGGAUGACCAAACCCCCCCAGUGAAGAGGAUGCGGACUCAGCCUCACACCGACGUCCACUGGCUGUCUGAGAGUGGGGUUAUCGACUGCCUGGUUCUGCUGGGACCCGGUCCACAGCAGGUCUUCAGCCAGUACGCUCAGAUCACAGGAUUUCAGGCGCUGCCUCCUCUGUUUGCUCUCGGAUACCACCAGUGUCGCUGGAACUACGACGAUGAAGCUGAUGUGAAGGCUGUGGAUGCCGGAUUCGACCGACACGACAUCCCAUAUGACGUCAUCUGGCUGGACAUCGAGCACACGAACGGAAAACGGUAUUUCACCUGGGAUCCGGUCCAUUUCCCUGAACCUGCCGCCCUGCAGCGCCACCUGGACACGAAGAACAGGAAGCUGGUCGUCAUCAGUGACCCACACAUCAAGGUGGAUCCUGAUUGGUCUUUAUACUGUGAGGCCAGAGAUGGAGGACACUUCAUCAGAGACCGACAGGGACAGAUCUUUAAAGGCGUUUGUUGGCCUGGUGAGUCCUCAUACCUGGACUUCAGCCGUCCAGACACUCGGGCCUGGUACUCCUCAUGCUUUUCUCUGAGUAAAUACAAGGGUUCGACGCCGUCUCUGUUUGUGUGGAACGAUAUGAACGAACCCUCUGUGUUCUAUGGGCCGGAGCAGACAAUGCCAAAGGACGCUGUGCAUUAUGGGGGAUGGGAACACCGGGAGUUACACAACCUGUACGGGUUUUACCAGCACAUGGCCACCUUCGAGGGUCUGAUAACUCGCUCUGGAGGCUCUCAGAGACCCUUCGUCCUGUCACGUUCCUUCUUUGCAGGUUCACAGAGACUCGGAGCCGUGUGGACUGGUGAUAACGUCGCCAGCUGGAAGUAUCUGAAGAUCUCCAUUCCUAUGCUUUUGUCUCUAAGUGUCUCAGGCAUCGUGUUUUGUGGAGCUGAUGUUGGUGGGUUUGUGGAGGAUCCAGAUCCAGAGUUACUGGUCCGCUGGUACCAGGCCGCCGCCCUGCAGCCGUUUUUCCGAGGCCACGCCCACAAGGCAACAAAACGCCGUGAGCCCUGGUUGUUUGGAGAACAGGUCACUGCUGCGAUCCGCUCAGUAAUCAAACAAAGGUACUGUCUGCUGCCGUUCUGGUAUACUCUGUUCCAUCAGGCUCACACCUCCGGACUUCCUCCACUCAGACCUCUGUGGGUGGAGUUCCCAAAAGAAGAGGACACCUUCACUGUGGACGACCAGUACAUGAUUGGUGGAGCUUUGCUGGCUUGUCCUGUAACUGAACCCGGGGCCUCAGAAGUCCAGGUGUUUCUUCCUGGAUGUGGUGAGGUCUGGUAUGACGUCCAGUCUGCAGUGGCGUUCAAAGGAGGCAGAACUCUGUUUCUUCCUGUCACUCUGGACACAGUUCCUGUGUUCCAGCGAGGUGGUUCCAUCAUCUGCAGGUCGACAGGAAGUGGUUCGUGUACAGCUGAUCUGUGUCACUUCCCCCUGACCAUCACCGUGGCUCUAAACCUACAGGGCGUCGCUGAAGGUGAAUUAUACCUGGACGACGGACACUCCUUCAGUUACCGUGACACAAAAGCCUUCAGUCUGCGAAGGUUCAGCCUGAAGUCUGGUCAUCUGCUCUGCCGUCCUGCUGAUGAUGAAGGAACCUUUGACUGUGACACCGUCGUCCAGUCGGUCAUCGUCCUGGGUCUGAAGACGAAACCGUCCACUGUGGUCAUCCAUGUGUCCGGCGCUGAGGAAACGUCUGCUGAGUUUCAGUUCAAUGACAGAAUCUUCACGUUGAUGAACCUGAACCUGAUGGUGACGAAGGACUGGGACAUACAGUUAGGUUAACUCGCAAUUAGACCAGUUAAUUAAAUCAUAUAGUCUUUAAUUAGCAGACACAUGAUUUGACUGGAUAUAUUUGAUUAAAUGAAUUUUAUGCAGCUUUAUUUCAGUUCUGUUUCAAAGUCUACUUUAAUGUUAAACUUCACAGUAACAGAAAAACAAAGACACAUUUGAGUUUUUUAUUUUCAUGAACAGAUACAAAAUAACACUGGUCUACGAGUCAAAUGCUUCCAGAAUAAAAGUAGUGAAAUUUUACCACUUGUGAGUCACUGUUAAAGACAAAUCCGGUCCUCAAUGCUGGUUGGCUGAAGUUUCACACAUACAGUCUUGGGUCUGUAGCAUAGAAGUCUCUCCAAGCAAAAAAAAAAAAAUGUUGGGCACCAGACAGGAAAAUGGUUACAUUUCACCUCAAUCUGUCAGAUUUCUAAAGUAUAAAAUUAA